UUUGUAACGCUUCAGCUUGGUUAAAAUUGGUUACUCAUUCCCACGUCAACAGGUUUAACUGUAAAUAGGCUAUGUUAAAACCAACCGCGAUGACGCUCAAUGUGCUUGUAUAGGCGCGCGCUUAAAUAGGCGGACUUGUUUCUGGACCAAAGAAAGAAAGCAUCCAUUUCAAUCCAAGGAGAGGCGCAUUACCCUACACAAUGAUGCUCUUUUUUAUGGUGAUGCUAGUCAGUGCUGAUGCCAGUAUGCAACUUCACGCCCAAACUUUCAAAAAAGAUGAUCCUUACUCUGGUCGAUCGUUAGUGUGUGACCGCUGUCCACCUGGAAUGUACCUCCGCGCGCCGUGCAGUGCCACGCAAAAGAGCGACUGUGUGAAAUGUCCCAAUGGGGCAUACACAGAAUUUUGGAACCACAUCUCCAAGUGCCUGCGCUGCAGCAUGUGCGCGGAGAACCAGGUCGUCAAGCAGGAGUGUUCUCCAUCCAACAACUGCGAGUGCGAGUGCAAGGAGGAUUACUACUUCAACAAGAAAUACGAAGCAUGCAUCAAACAUAAAGAAUGUCCCCCCGGGUAUGGAGCGAAUAUUACAGGUACACCACAACAAGAUACAGAAUGUGUGCAGUGUCAGCCCGGAUUCUAUUCUGAAGUUUCCUCCGCAAAAGCGACCUGUGUUGCGCAAUCAAACUGCCAAGCUGGUGGACUGCGCGUGGUGCUGAAAGGCCAGAGCUGGCACGAUACACUGUGCGCCUCAUGCGAUGACCUCAAAACUCGUGAUGGAGCUGAAUAUCUGCAUGAAAUCCUUCCUACGUUCUUCAUUCAACUUCACCAGACGAUGGGUAUCACAAAAAUGCGUCGGUUAGCAAUGAGGCUGCCACAAGAAGGAGGCAAGAAACCGCUCCGAGGAACGGUCAUGAAGCUUUCUAGAAGGGGUCUUAACAACUUUAUGAACAGUUGGGACCAAGGUGCAGGGAAAGAUCAGGUUAGAAAACUUCCUGAGGUGUUGAGGAACAUAGGGGCCUUCAAUAUGGGAGACAAACUAGAGCGUAAACUGAAAUAUAUCGACCAGCAAUCCAAACUCUGCGAAGGGUUAGUUGAAGUAGCCCAAAAUGAGUUAAAGUAGCCUGUCAUCCCCAUCUUCUGAAUAACAUAUCUUGAGCAUUACAACAAAAAGUAAUUCAGUUCAACAGGUGUCCAUUUUAAAUGGUCCAUAUAGGGUAUGUGGGCUAUACAGUCUAGACCAGGGUUCCCCAAUAUUGGCCUGCGGGCCAAAUUCGGCCCGUUGGUAUUUUAUUUGGCCACACAAGUUUUCUGAGCAAAAGUAAAAAUGUACAGUAUAUAAGGUAUAUAUGUUUUUUUAUAGGCCUAUAUCAUUUUCUUUGUUGGACAUAAAAGACUGUAAAAUCACCAGGAAAUCAGCUCAAAGUUAUUUUAAUUCAGGAAAUCUGUUCCCAAGUAUUCCUACACAUAAAUAGAGGCAUAUGUGAUUGUAUCCCAAUGUAGUCAAGGUUUGAAAUUAUUCUGUUUUUGUCAAAUACUAUAUCUGCUUGGGAUUCUUGCGGUCAAUUUGCAGUGUACAAAUUAUUUAUAACUAUUCAAAAAACAUUCCUUACCCCAGGAUACUUUGAAUGGUGACUAUCCGGCAGAAUAAAGAAAAAGCAGCACUCCGUUUCUGCGUAAAUCUGAUAGAUUUAUUGAUGGGACAAACCAGCUUUCUCUUUUAAGCUGGCUGAAGCGAGUUUGGGUAUACCUUUUUUUCUCCAUUAUUUAUAACUAUGUUCCAGCCCCCCCCCAACCAUCAGCUCAAGGAAAAAUCGGCCCAAGGCUGAAUGUAACUGGGGACCCCUGGUCUAGACCUAUUGUCUCAUUGAUUGUUUUACUUAAAAAACCCUCCCGUUGUCCUAGGGUCAAAAUGACCCGCCACUGUGUU
Coregonus clupeaformis (lake whitefish) is the source of this 1925-nucleotide messenger RNA. Its product is annotated as tumor necrosis factor receptor superfamily member 11B. The transcript has 4 exons. Lineage: Eukaryota; Metazoa; Chordata; Actinopteri; Salmoniformes; Salmonidae. Bases 201 to 1118 code for a protein of 305 amino acids. The record is from RefSeq and is a predicted model, not a curated record. Gene Ontology annotation, molecular function: protein binding.